CAGAGCGGAGUGGAACACGAGGGAAACUUGAGGACAACACACACACACACACGUCUUCCCCGGUGAGUCCGCUGCUUCAUGGACUUCAACCUCCCAGGUUCCAGUCUUGAACGAGGCACCAGGGCGUCGACAUCCCUCUCUAAACCCGACCGUCCUUCUGGUCCUGUUCCUGCCCCCGGCAUGGGCCCCAUGCGAGGGAUGCUGCGGAGGGUGGAGGGCCAGGGAUGCGCGCUGCUCCGCUUCCGAGGCCAGUGCACCGUGGGCCGCAAGUCAGGAUGCACUCUUCAACUUCCCGGCAACAAAUUAGUGUCCGGGAAACACUGCACCAUCACCAGGGACAGUUCGGGGACAGUCUGGCUUGAGGACACGAGUACUCAUGGCACGGUGGUCAACAGAAACGUGUUGGUGAAAAGGCGAGCGCACGUGAUCAAAGACGGUGACGUGCUCUACUUCUCAUACAGACCCAAGAACCCUGAGCAAAAUUCUUCCUUUGUUUACUACUCGGUGAGAAAUGACGACGCUGCCCUCGAAAGCAACGACAUGGAUCUCUCUGUGGAACCUUUGGUGCUCCCAAAUGCUCCUCUGGAUCUGACGGAGAAACACCCUCAGCUCUCAAGCACCUUUUCCCACCUGUGCAUUCAGCGCCACACUGGAUCACGCCCCCUGACAUCUUCAGUCGAAUACAGCUCUUCGUUGCUGAUGACUGAGAAGGCGAGGAUUGAGAACAUUCAGCAGAAGAGAAAGAAGAAGAAAAUAGAAAAGAAAAGGAAGGCCAAGACUAAACCACCUUUGCACGCCGUGAUGAAGGAGACGCUGACUUGUGUGAUCUGUCAGGACCUGGUCACUGACUGCGUCAGCCUUCAGCCAUGCAUGCACAUCUUCUGCGCCUCCUGCUGCUCGGGCUGGAUGUUGCAGUCAAGUCUCUGCCCCAUCUGCCGUUGCCGCGUGGAAAGCGUCAACAAAAAUCACAUCCUCAACAACCUGGUGGAAGCUUUCCUCCUGCUGCACCCAGAAAAGAGGCAGGAGGAGGGCCACAGGGGCACUGAGAAGGUGGCCCUUCCAGCCACGGUGCAACGUCCCGACGAGUACAUGGACCUGGUUCCCUCUGAAAACCACAGCAAUGACACUGGCAUUAACGAAACACAGGAGUUCUUCCACGGAGGCGACGCAUCUGUGCGCUGUCCGGAUCACCUUCCGCCCUUCCACUCUGCAGCGCGUUCUAGUCAGCAGCCUUCAGCGUCCACUGUGGUCCCCAGAGCCUACAGUAACGACAGCAACGUCCAGACCAGCCGUCUUCAGUGCCACUGCUGUGGUGAGCUGAUGCCAGACAGAAGGAUGGAUGCGGAGCAGGGACCUCCACUCAGCCAGAUUUGUGUUCGCUGUCAACAACCCUUUUGUCACCUGGACCUGGGAUGCUGGACCGAUUGUGGAGGCUGCCUGGGUCCUUUCACUGAACUGGAUUUGGGAGACAAUUGUCUGCAAAAAAUCCUGAACGAUAAUGAGUAUGAGUCCGAGAUCCUGCAGAACUACUUGUGCUCCAGAUCCAUGACCUGGAGAGACAUGGUGCGGGAGGCCUGCCGUGACGUGCGGCAGGGCAAGUACACGCUCUCCGAUCCAGGCAUCACGGCGCGGUGCCCCCUCUGCAUACCCUGCGCCUCGGAGGUCUUGAAGGAGGUGGCCUACCGUUUCAGAGAGAACAUCCCGGCAUCGGAGCUACCAGAUGAAGUGAGGAGCCGCCCCGACUGUUGCUGGGGGAGAAACUGCUGCAGGCAGGUCUGGUCACAGCCACAUGCCCAGAGGCUGAACCACGUCUGCGAGCAGACUCGACUGAAAAUCUGAUACUGGCCUCCGCCUGAGGUGCCGCCACACGCCGACACCUUGUUCUGGACAAUCAGCACCUCGUGACAUUCCCAGUUGAGAACAUAUACUGUAUGUGUUAGUCAAUCAUUUACUGGCCUUAUGAAUCACCUGUUUGCACCUCACGCUUGAAGAGUCGAUCACGGCUUUCACCGAGCGAGAAACGCCUCCUGUUUUGCAAAGGCACAAGCUUGUUCUCAGGCUGGAGUCUGGGGGCCACGUGGCCGAACGGUCAGGGCUGGGUUCAUAAUCUGAUGUGAGAUUUGGUGGGAACAUGGGGGGAUCAAUACGUUGUGAUGGGGCGCCGCGGGGGGCGUGGCCUCAAUGCUUUGCUCUGGAUAAUCAUCUGCGAGGUGCUUAGAGCGGCACAGAAGGCCUGGCUUUGUUGGAGACGCCGCCUUUCAUGUGGGCUUUAGGCUGCAACACUUGUGUUGCUGCAGAGAUGUUUGCUGCGACGGUCGGCCCCACGUGAGCCGACGCUCCUGUCCCGACGCUUGAAACUUGGACCAUCGCUCUCCAGGGCCCUCCAUGGUCCGUCCAUCCAUCGUCGCCCGCUUAUCCGUUGCCGGGUCACGGGGGCAGCAGCUUCAGGAGGUCACGCCAAACGCCUUUCUCCCAAGCGACAUCCACCAGCUCCGACUGGGGCAUCCCGAGACGCUCCCAGGCCAGGCCUGCCAGAGUCUCUCCACCUCGUCCUGGGUCGACCCCUCGGUCUCCUCCCAGCUGGACGUGUCUGGAACACCUCCAAAGCUCUACUCCGAGCCUCUCCCGAGUGACAGAACUUCUCACCCUAUCUCUAAGGGAGAGACGCCUGCCACCCUUCGGAGAAAACCCAUUUCAGCCGCUUGUAUCCGGGACCUUGCUCUCUCGGUCAUGACCCAAAGCUCAUGACCGUAGGUGAGGGUCGGGACGAAGAUUGAUCUAGAGAGCUUUGCCUCCUGGCUCAGCUCUCUCUUACGGACAACAGUGCAGCAAAGGGAUUGCAAUACCGCCCCUGCUGCCUCGAUUGGCCGACCGAUCUCCAAAUCCCUAAUCCCUUCACAUGAGAACAACACCCCGAGAUACUUAAAUGUCUCCACUUGAGGCAAGAUCUCAGUCCCCACCUGGAGAGAGCAAUACACCCGUUUCCGGUUGAGAACCAUGGUCUCAGACUUCGAGGUGCUGAUCCUCAUCCCAGCCGCUUCACCUUCCAUGGUGACCUUUUUAUUUGCCCCGCCCACCUCGACGUCCCUCAAACAUUGAGGCCUUUCCCCAGUUUGUUUUUCUUGUCUCCUAAAAGGUGACCUUUACAGGGUCUGAGGGCGGGUUAACACCUGAGAUACCUGAGCUCCAGAGCCUUCCAUGGAGCUGUGAACCAUCAGAUGAUCCCUGAUGGUAAUGUCACGCGCACUGAUCAUCACUUCAGAUCACGGACCCUUUCAAUCACUGGUCGAUGCUGCUGAGGUGGACCACUGCAACAUCUGCAGGAACACUGGACUGACUUGGGCUGCGUCCCAUUUCUCACCGUAACACUAGCACUUAACACUAGCACUUGGUUCUGCACUUCAUGACGUCACAUGUAAAGACAACGUGUCAAUGGCUGCCGCGCUGUUUCGAGUGUUGGAGACAACGCUUUGGAAAUGGCAGCUCCAACGUCUUUGCAACCUCUGGCAUCGGUGCUGAUCGUCUCACCUGGUUUGGUGAACCAGCGGAGAAGAAGUUCGUGGAGCCUAUGUUGCGGUGAUAGAUGUGUUCGAGGCAUGAGGAUGCUAACGUUAGCCUGGAUGCUAGCCCACUGUAGAAACAUACUGUUGUACAUCCAUGUUGGAUUGUUCAUGUUGUGGGACACGGUGGAGCAUUUGGCUCGAGAACGUCUGACACCAGAGAAAGUCAACAAACGGAAGAGUAGUCCUGGUUACUAACAUGUCCCUGUUGUCCUGUCCAACAUUGUUUUGAAAUAAAGUACCUUGUUAUCCUGGAAGUCUAUCCACACUUCAUAUUCCCACUUAGUUUCAAGUCAGCUCCCUGGGUUUGAAGGCAUCAUUUCAAGUGGUGAACGGCGAGUGCCCUCAGUCUGAGGAGGAUUGGGACACACUACACUUGAACGCGAAAUGGGACACAGCCUUAGACUUGAGGAGAGACCAUGCACCUGCUUGGCUUGUGUGUGACGGUCACGUACCAUGUGCCAGGUUUGAGAUGACGACACGACAAGUCAGAACAGCUGAGGUACCUUUGUGUACUACGGUGGCCCUGAAGGGCAAGUGGCAGUUACAGAAACAGAAGCUCAACCACGAACACAACCGGGCGUGUUGUGUGUUUGAAGGCAUCAGAGUCCAACAGGGAACAUGGAAGUGUCCUCAGAGGCUGAAGUCCUGAUGAUGUCGUUCCUGUUGCACUCGGUGGAGCUUUCAAAUGACUUCAGCGACACAAUCUCUGACCCUUCGGGGCCACCGUGCUCAACACGAGGUCAUUGCUUCAGACAUGUAGACACUUGAGGUGUGACGUUAUUGUUAUUGUAGCUUUAGCGUGGUCUUGUAAGACGUGCGUUUGAGGCGCCGGGAUGCGGUGGUGACUGGAAGCCAUCGGCCACGGCGGGUCCACGCUGACAUUCCUCAGCAGCUAAGCCCCCUCCCCACCGCCCCUCACUGAGGGCUCUGAGUUUUAAUUCUUCCCCGCAGCAGGUCUUAAGCCAACAAGAGCUGGAGCCGCUCCAGUCAGGAAACCGCAAUAAAGAGGCUUUGGCAGUUUUGCCUGUGAGACACGUUCAGUGUUUACCAGCGGGAUUGUUGACUCACUUCAGCUGCAGAGGUGUGUUGACGUCCGCCUCACGGCCCCCUGACCUGGACUGACACGAGGGCGCUCGGACUCUCGCAAUAAAGUGGGAAACUCUAAAUAACUGAGAGAGCCUCAUUUCACGUUUGGGCAGGUCACCUUUCCAGGGUGUUCCUUACCUAGUGAAGCAUCACCAGCAUCUCAGCUGCCAUGCAGACUUGGACACUGGAGCUCUCGAGGUCUAUACUCAUGAGAAAAGGUGCAGCGGAGCGCUCACAUCCCUGUGGUGCCUCCAUGCGAACUGACCUGCACCUGGCUUCAUGAAGCAGUCCACUCACUCUCAAGGUCACUAGAGGGCGCACUCUGCUUCAGAAUGUUUGGCUUUGAAGUACCAGCUUAAGAAAAGUAGCUCUCUGAAAAUGCUUCAGGAAGCUUCGUGCUUUUUUCAAAUGCAAAUAUGAAACCGAUCAAGAUCCGGUUGGUUGAGGUCAUGAGCAGGAGCAACUCAAACCAGGUCUGAGACACAGCACUGUGUUGGAGACAUCAACCCACUACGCUACUGACAAUACAUGUCGCCUCUUAUUGCGCUGAUUCAGCAAAUGCAGAUGUUUUCAUUUUUUUCUUUUAAUAAAUGGGACUUUUUCUCUUGCGUAACUGAAAAAUAUAUUGAAAAAUGAAACCUUAUAAUGAAAAAUCAUAUCAGGGGAUGAAGUGGAAAAAAAUAUUUUUCAGUC
Messenger RNA from Synchiropus splendidus (mandarinfish), 5342 nucleotides. RefSeq names its product checkpoint with forkhead and ring finger domains, E3 ubiquitin protein ligase (gene chfr). Gene Ontology annotation, molecular function: ubiquitin-protein transferase activity; protein binding. The record is from RefSeq and is a predicted model, not a curated record. The transcript is spliced from 18 exons. Gene Ontology annotation, cellular component: nucleus. The coding region runs from base 79 to 1839 and encodes 586 amino acids. Lineage: Eukaryota; Metazoa; Chordata; Actinopteri; Syngnathiformes; Callionymidae. Gene Ontology annotation, biological process: ubiquitin-dependent protein catabolic process; mitotic cell cycle checkpoint signaling; protein ubiquitination.